UCCAGCUGUGCUGCCUCUGGUCCCGACGUCGUCCUCUCUGCUGUGCUGAGGUUUUUUCUGAAGUUUCUACUGAAGAAGGAGAAGAAGUCGCUGGUUGAGCUGAAGCCUGAAACCAGAGGUGAUUCCAUCCUGGAGCUCAAAGUUCAUCGACUGCUCAGCUGUUUGUUCAGACUGUUAAAAUCUGAUGUGUUUUUAGGACUGACCAUAGACAACAGGCAGCUUCUUCUCCACACAUGAAGCCGUCUGCAUCCGCAGUGGGUUUUCAGUGAUGAUGAUGAUCUAGUGAAGGACCAGUUGGGUAAAACUAUAUUAACCCUCAUACCUGAACAUAAAACUGGAAGAUCAGACUUUGGAAGCGAGACUCUCCUGUUUCCAGCUGUGUCCAUGGAGAGAGACCAGUCUAAGAGUCCACCUGUUGACUUCAAACAUGGACAGCAGUCAGCUGAUCACAGGAGGAUCCAUCAACAGAAACAUGAUUCUCCUGAACACAGCUGUGUGUCCAUGAAGAGUGACUGGUCUAUGAUUGAACCUGUUGACUUCAAAGAUGGACACCAGUCUGAUGAUCCAGGGAUCCAUCAGCAAAGACCAGAUCCCUCUGGAAUCACAGCUGUGUCCAUGAAGAGUGACUGGUCUAUGAUUGAACCUAUUGACUUCAAAGAUGGACAGAAGUCUGCUGAUCCAGGACUUCAGCAGCAGAUCUCAGUGGUUUCCAGUCAUCAGUCUGAACAGCAGCAUCACAAAGACCUGGACUCCAUAUUCAUGCUGCUGGAGGAGAACAUGGUCAGUUUUAUGAAGAAGGAGCUGAAGAAGAUCCAGAAGGUUGUGAGUCCAGAUUACCCAGAAUGCUCAGAGAGUCAGAGGGAGGAUGAGGAGGUGUUGGAGGGUGAGGAUGAAGAGCAGAGGAGGAGCAGCAGAGGUUUAUUGGUGAAGAUGACAGUGAACUUCCUGAGGAGAAUGAAGCAGGAGGAGCUGGCUGACUGUCUGCAGAGCAGGCAUUUUGCUCCAGAGUGUGGACGUAAAGUUAAAUCUAGUCUGAAGGAGAAGUUCCAGUGUGUGUUUGAGGGGAUUGCUAAAGCUGGAAACUCAACCCUUCUGAAUGAGAUCUACACAGAGCUCUACAUCACAGAGGGAGGGACUGCAGAGGUCAAUGAUGAACAUGAGGUCAGACAGAUUGAAACAGCAUCCAGGAAACCACACAGACCAGAAACAAGCAUCAGACAAGAAGACCUCUUUAAAGCCUCACCUGGAAGACAUGGACCAAUCAGAAGAGUGAUGACAAAGGGAGUGGCUGGCAUUGGGAAAACAGUCUUAACACAGAAGUUCACUCUGGACUGGGCUGAAGACAAAGCCAACCAGGACUUCCUCUUCAUAUUUCCAUUGACUUUCAGAGAGCUGAAUGUGGUGAAAGAGAGAAAGUUCAGCUUGGUGGAACUUGUUCAUCACUUCUUCACUGAAACCAAAGAAGCAGGAAUCUGCAGCUUUGAAGACUUCCAGGUUGUGUUCAUCUUUGACGGUCUGGAUGAGUGUCGACUUCCUCUGGACUUCCACAAGACUGAGAUCCUGACUGAUGUUACAGAGUCCACCUCAGUGGAUGUGCUGCUGACAAACCUCAUCAGGGACCUGCUUCCCUCUGCUCGCCUCUGGAUAACCACACGACCUGCAGCAGCCAAUCAGAUCCCUCCUGAGUGUGUUGACAUGGUGACAGAGGUCAGAGGGUUCACUGAGCCCCAGAAGGAGGAGUACUUCAGGAAGAGGUUCAGAGAUGAGGAGCAGGCCAGCAGGAUCAUCUCCCACAUCAAGACAUCACGAAGCCUCCACAUCAUGUGUCACAUCCCAGUCUUCUGCUGGAUCACUGCUACAGUUCUGGAGGAUGUGUUGGAAACCAGAGAGGGAGGAGAGCUGCCCAAGACCCUGACUGAGAUGUACAUCCACUUCCUGGUGGUUCAGGCCAAAGUCAAGAAGGUCAAGUAUGAUGGAGGAGCUGAGACAGAUCCACACUGGAGUCCAGAGAGCAGGAAGAUGAUUGAGUCUCUGGGAAAACUGGCUUUUGAUCAGCUGCAGAAAGGAAACCUGAUCUUCUAUGAAUCAGACCUGACAGAGUGUGGCAUUGAUAUCAGAGCAGCCUCAGUGUACUCAGGAGUGUUCACACAGAUCUUUAAAGAGGAGAGAGGCCUGUACCAGGACAAGGUGUUCUGCUUCGUCCAUCUGAGCGUUCAGGAGUUUCUGGCUGCUCUUCAUGUCCAUCUGACCUUCAUCAACUCUGGAGUCAACCUGAUGGAAGAACAACAAACUACAUCUCAGUGGUCUAAACUAUUUAAAAAUCUAACACGUCUCCAUCAGAGUGCUGUGGACAAGGCCUUACAGAGUCCAAAUGGACACCUGAACUUGUUCCUCCGCUUCCUCCUGGGUGUUUCACUGCAGACCAAUCAGACUCUCCUACGAGGCCUGCUGACACAGACAGGAAGUAGCUCACAGACCAAUCAGGAAACAGUCCAGUACAUCAAGGAGAAGAUCAGUGAGAAUGUGUCUGUAGAGAGAAACAUCAAUCUGUUCCACUGUCUGAAUGAACUGAAUGAUGGUUCUCUAGUGGAGGAGAUCCAACAGUCCCUGAGAUCAGGAAGUCUCUCUACAGAUAAACUGUCUCCUGCUCAGUGGUCAGCUCUGGUCUUCAUCUUACUGUCAUCAGGAGAAGAUCUGGAUGAGUUUGACUUGAAGAAAUACUCUGCUUCAGAGGAGGCUCUUCUGAGGCUGCUGCCAGUGGUCAAAGCCUCCAACAAAGCUCUGCUGAGCAGCUGUAACCUCUCAGAGAGAAGCUGUGAAGCUCUGUCCUCAGUUCUCAGCUCCCCGUCCUCCAGUCUGAAAGAGCUGGACCUGAGUAACAACAACCUGCAGGAUUCAGGAGUGAAGCUGCUGUCUGCUGUACUGGAGAGUCCUCACUGUAAACUGGAUACUCUCAGGCUGGGCAUUUGCUACCUCUCAGAGAGAAGCUGUGAAGCUCUGUCCUCAGUUCUCAGCUCCCAGUCCUCCAGUCUGAGAGAGCUGGACCUGAGUGACAACAACCUGCAGGAUUCAGGAGUGAAGCUGCUGUCUGCUGGACUGGAGAGUCCUCACUGUAAACUGGAAACUCUCAGGCUGAGCAGCUGUAACCUCUCAGAGAGAAGCUGUGAAGCUCUGUCCUCAGUUCUCAGCUCCCAGUCCUCCAGUCUGAGAGAACUGGACCUGAGUAACAACAACCUGCAUGAUUCAGGAGUGAAGCUGCUGUCUGCUGGACUGGAGAGUCCUCACUGUAAACUGGAAACUCUCAGUCUGUCAGGUUGUCUGAUCACAGAGGAAGGAUGUUCUUCUCUGGCCUCAGCUCUGAGCUCCAACCCCUCCCAUCUGAGAGAGCUGGACCUGAGCUACAACCAUCCAGGAGUCAAGGGAGUGAGGCUGCUGUCUGCUAGACUGGAGGAUCCACUCUGGAGACUGGACACUCUCAGGAUGGACCAUGGUGGAGAGCAGUGGUUAAAACCUGGUCUGAGGAAGUAUUUCUGUGAACUUGAAGUCGACACAAACUCAGUCAAUAGAAACCUCAAACUAUCUGACAACAACAGGAAGGUGACAUAUGUGGAGGAGGAGCAGCCAUAUCCUGAUCAUCCAGACAGAUUUAACUGGUGGAAUCAGCUGCUGUGUAGAAAUGUUGUGACUGGUCGAUGUUACUGGGAGGUUGAGUGGAGAGGAAAUGUUGAUAUAUCAGUGAGUUACAGAGGAAUCAGAAGGACAGGAGACAGUGACUGUGUGUUUGGAAAGAAUGAUCAGUCCUGGAGUCUGAUCUGUUCUGAUGAUGGUGGUUACUCUGUCUGGCACAAUAACAUACCAACAUCCAUCUCGUCCUCUGUCUCUAACAGAGUCUCAGUGUAUGUGGACUGUCCUGCUGGAACUCUGUCCUUCUACAGAGUCUCCUCUAACAAACUGAUCCACCUCCACACCUUCAACACCACAUUCACUGAACCUCUCUCUCCUGGAUUUAUAGUCUGGUCUGGUUCCUCAGUGUCUCUGUGUUCUCUGUAGGAAGAAAGGAGAGUCUUUGAAGUGACAGCAGCUUCAACUCCAGGUCCAGGUUUAUGACUAGUUACCAGUUCAGGUCCAAGUCCAAGUCCAGGUUCAGGUCCUGGUUCUGCACCAGUUCCCAGUUCAGGUCCCAGUCUUUACCCAGAUCCCGGUUUUAAACCAGAUCCAGGUCCAGGUCUUUGUCCUGGUCUACUACUCUGUGUCUCCUCCAUCUUCUUGUGAGGGUCUCUGGUCUGGAGGCUGAAUAUCUGACCUGUGGAGUUCUAAGCUACAUCUGCUUCUGUGGCCUCAUCAACCAGCCCAGUCUUCAUGGUC
Mugil cephalus (flathead mullet) is the source of this 4365-nucleotide messenger RNA. RefSeq names its product NACHT, LRR and PYD domains-containing protein 3-like. Lineage: Eukaryota; Metazoa; Chordata; Actinopteri; Mugiliformes; Mugilidae. The record is from RefSeq and is a predicted model, not a curated record. Gene Ontology annotation, molecular function: protein binding.